This is a messenger RNA of Prorocentrum cordatum, 2829 nucleotides long. The record is from the annotation of a GenBank genome assembly. NCBI's taxonomy places the organism in Eukaryota, Dinophyceae, Prorocentrales, Prorocentraceae.
AUGGCGCCCAAAGCCAGACAGCCCAAGGGUAAGGCGAAAUCGAGGGCCGCUGGGGCCGGUGUUUCUGUGCCGUCGUCGCUGCCCGCGUCGAUUGCGAAUGUGAACGCCAGCUACCUUGCCGAUGUCCAGCAGUGGUUCAGCAACGUUGCCGCUAACCCGAUCUUGAACCAACUUGCAGGCGCCACCUUGCCCUUGACCGUGGAGCAGGGCGGUAGACUGGCGCCCUUCGACCAUAAUCUGUUCAAGCCAGGCCUCGAGAGGGCCGCCACCACGCCCGUGACCGCGGAGACUGUGAAGGACGCCAAGCCGUUCUAUACUAGCGGUGGUGUGCUUCAAUGGUUGAACCCGAUGUGGACAGCGACUCCAGGAGUGCAGAUCAACAGGUCCACAGUGCAGGCGAUCGCUGAUCGGAACUUCCCGCCGAAGGACCCGCGCCAUUUUCCGAUUGGCCUCGUGGCGAGCGCGAACGACGCAGAGUACAUGCCGAUGGAGCACAAAGGGGGCAUGAAAUGUGUCAGCCCCAUGGAGUACGUGCAUGCAGCCUACAUGGCAUGCGACAGGGACCUGGCCGACCCGUCGUGCGAUGAUGAGCUCGUGCGGCGGUGGUCCAACAUCUUUCGUGACGUCUCGAUUAGCUUCAUGUUCGUUCCAGAGAAUCUCGAGUCGUUGUCCUCGUUCCAGCAGCGCGAGGCGUCGGCGCCCAAACUGUCCCAGCAUUUCUUGACAUCGGUGCUGCUUUCAUCGAGGGGCGAGACCUUUAGCCCAAGCUUCAUCGACGCCGCCCUGACGGUGGAGAGUCGAGUCUUGGCCGAUCCAGUCGUCGGCCAGAUAUUGCAAGAGCUUGAUGAUUCCUUUGGCAGCUCGGGGCCCCUCAACUCGGUGCACAAGCUCCAGGCCGUCAUCAACCGCGGGAAGACUGCGCAAGGCAUCCAGUGGACGUUCAAAUCGAUUGCAGAUUCCAUCAAGAUGCGCUACCUGGAGGCCGGCGAAAUCACGGCCACUAAGAUCAACAGGUUGCAUGGCGACGUGGCGAUGUUGAAGAUGGAGGUUCGGGAUUAUCGGUUGCACAUCUUCCUGGAGAAGCAUGCGUUCACGGCAGAUGCCAAGCGCAGGUUGCGCGAGGUUCUCCAUGGCCAUGACUCGGCGCGCAGGUGCCUGGCGGCCUACCCCGACCAGAAGCAAGUUGAGAUCUCGUGGCAAGCCACACUGCCCGGGAGCGCCCGCAAGUUUUGUGACUUUGCGGAGGCCGUCAUCUACGGGGAUAGCCACGACGCUUCCCUGAAGACGGCUGUGAAGUAUUCGAAAGGUGCACCCGACUUCCUGGGCUGCCAGCUGGCCAAAGAAGAUUUGGAUACCAUCAUCGACUGUGUGGAAAAAGAGGCAGCCCAGGACAGCCUUGGCAUCGAGCUCCCGAAGGACGACGGCAGCUUCGCGAGCACCCCCUCCAAGCAGCAGUGGAAGGUCGACGAGAUCAUCCACUUCGAGGAGAACGGCGAGACCGACAAGCUGGCGAAGAAGGUGCAGGAGUUGAACUCGGAGGAGAGAGACAACUGGCUGUCCGUGGCGAGCAAGUACGUGAGAAUCGCGGUGAUGCCAGAUGAUCCAAAAACGCUUGUCUCGGAGAUCAAGAGCUCCGACCUGGCGACCACAGCGGGGGACAUGACGGGGUUGGCCCUCUUACACUUCGACACGAAGCUGGCUGGCGAAGCGGCGACGGCCCCGAGGAUCAGGAAGGCCCCGUUCCAGGAGAAGAGCUACAACACUCAGGUAUCCGCGGUGCUGGAGGGGCGCUUUCGUGGCGUCGGAGAUCAGCCUACGCUCGGCGGUGGGGGCGUGGUCCUUGUCGUGGACGGCGGCCGCCUGGGCAGCGCGAAGCCGUUGAAGAAGCCGCGGGCGCCUCCCGUGGCUGCGGUGGCGCCAGAAGAGAAGCUCCCCGAGGGCGACGAGGCCGACGACGACCUCGACGGGGAUGGAGAGAAGGAGCUGAACAGGAUGACGCUGAAGCACCACGUCGUUCACGUCAUUGCGAGCGAGGAGACGUUGAAGGCAAAUCGCAAACUCUCGCGGGGGCCAGCGGGCCUCCAGCAGGUGGAGGACAUGCACGUGCUGACAGUGGGCAACCUCGCGCUCCCCGAGCGGGCUGGGAAGCACUACGACGGCUCCGACAAGGGCACGGUCAUCGGCCCAGUGACACUACCAACGCCAGAAAAAGAAUGGCGCACAAGCGCCAAGAACAAGCGUGAGAUCUACACGAAAAAGAAUCGGAUUCCAGUGGGAGGCAAAGCAGCUGGCCUCGAUGCCCCCGAGAAGCGCAGCGACACAGACAUCGAGCCCGUGUUUGGGUGUACGUUCCCCGUCCUGUUCUACCUGGAGGUGCUGCGCAGGUUCUUCGGGCGCACGGUCGUCGACCUGGCGCCAGGGCCUGGGAACUUCGCGGAGGCGGCGCUGAGGAGGCGGACAGGCUUGUUCGGCAUCGCCAUGUCCCAGAAGCACGCCCCUGGCAUCGAAGGGCGGUUGAAGCUCGUCGCGCUCGCCAUGGCGCGCGACCCUGAGAGCUUGCUCUACAAUGCGAAGUCUGCGGAGGCCAUGGGCGAGACGAAGAAGGAGGUCACCCAUGAGCCCAAGAAGGCCAAGCGCAAGUUUAAGGGCACGGGCAAGGGUGCUGAGGUCGAGCAGAGCGGCGACAAGCAGCCGCCCAAGAAGAAGCUCAAGGGCAAGGGCAAGGUCGUUGACAAAGACGGCGAGGAGCCCGAGCCUGAUGGCGAUGAGGAGGCGGAUGGCAGCAACUGGGACCUCUCGGGCGACGACGGUGAGGGUGGCAAGGACUGA